AUGCAAGCCCCUGUGCUGGUUAUGAACACCAAUAGCGGUGAGCGGCAGACGGGUCGCAAGGCCCAGCUGUCCAACAUCGCUGCUGCUAAGACCGUUGCCGACAUUAUUCGAUCAUGCCUCGGCCCCAAGGCCAUGUUGAAGAUGCUCUUGGACCCUAUGGGAGGCAUCGUCCUCACAAACGAUGGCCACGCCAUUCUCAGAGAAAUCGAGGUCUCCCAUCCUGCAGCAAAGAGCAUGAUCGAGCUCAGCCGGACGCAAGACGAGGAAGUUGGCGAUGGCACCACGACGGUCAUAAUCAUGGCUGGUGAGAUCCUCGCCCAGUCCCUGCCCCAGCUCGAGCGCAACAUCCACCCCGUCCAGAUCAUCGCUGCCUUCCGCCGCGCGUUGAAGGACGCCCUCGAGAUCAUCGACGACAUUUCCCUCCCCAUCGACGUUAACGACGACAAGGCCAUGCGCGGCCUCAUCUCCUCUUCUAUCGGCACCAAGUUCGUCUCGAGAUGGUCGGACCUGAUGUGCGACCUCGCCCUCAAGGCGGUCCGCACCGUCACGUGGGAGGCCGGCAACGGAAAAACCGAGGUCGACAUCAAGCGUUACGCGCGUGUGGAAAAGGUUCCCGGCGGCGAGAUCGAGGACAGCAGAGUGCUGGACGGUGUUAUGCUCAACAAGGACAUCACCCACCCCAAGAUGCGCCGGAGAAUAGAGAACCCCAGAAUCGUCCUCCUCGAUUGCCCCUUGGAGUACAAGAAGGGCGAGUCGCAAACCAACAUUGAGAUUUCCAAGGAGGAGGACUGGAACCGUAUCUUGCAGAUCGAGGAAGAGCAGGUCAAGGCCAUGUGCGAGGCCGUCCUCGCUCUGAAGCCUGACUUGGUCAUCACUGAGAAGGGUGUCUCAGAUCUCGCCCAGCACUAUUUCGUGAAGGCCAACGUUACCGCGCUCCGCCGUGUCCGCAAGACGGACAACAACAGAAUAGCCAGAGCCACGGGCGCCACCAUCGUCAACCGUGUCGACGAUCUCCAGGACUCCGACGUCGGUACUCUCUGCGGCUUGUUCGAGAUUGAGAAGAUUGGCGACGAGUACUUCACCUUCCUGACCAAGUGCCAGAACCCCAAGGCCUGCACAGUGCUCCUGAGAGGCCCAUCCAAGGACGUGCUGAACGAGAUUGAGCGUAACCUCCAGGACGCUAUGGGUGUCGCCCGUAACGUCAUGUUCAACCCCAGACUUGCUCCUGGCGGUGGUGCGACCGAGAUGGCCGUCUCUGUGCGGUUGAGCCAGCUCGCAAAGGGUGUUGAGGGCGUUCAGCAGUGGCCGUACAAGGCUGUCGCUGAUGCGCUCGAAGUCAUCCCCCGUACCCUGGUGCAGAAUGCCGGUGCCAGCCCCGUCAGAGUCCUGACGGAUCUGCGUGCCAAGCACGCCGAAGGCAAGCACUCUUGGGGUAUCAACGGAGACAGCGGUGUGAUUGCGGACAUGAAGGAAUACGGAGUCUGGGAGCCGGAGGCUAUUAAGUUGCAGAGCAUCAAGACGGCUGUCGAGGCCGCCUGCCUGCUCCUCAGAGUCGACGAUAUUUGCAGUGCGAGAAAGGCUGCGCAAGUAGGCAACGGCCUGCACGGUGGUGGUGACGAAUAA
Colletotrichum siamense is the source of this 1623-nucleotide messenger RNA. It is a transcript of the gene cct3, whose product is annotated as T-complex protein 1 subunit gamma. Gene Ontology annotation, biological process: protein folding. Gene Ontology annotation, cellular component: chaperonin-containing T-complex. NCBI's taxonomy places the organism in Eukaryota, Fungi, Ascomycota, Sordariomycetes, Glomerellales, Glomerellaceae. The record is from RefSeq and is a predicted model, not a curated record. The coding region runs from base 1 to 1623 and encodes 540 amino acids. Gene Ontology annotation, molecular function: ATP-dependent protein folding chaperone; ATP binding; ATP hydrolysis activity. The transcript has 6 exons.